AUGGGGAAGUCCAACACCAAGUUGAAGCCAGAGGUGGUGGAGGAGCUCACCAGGAAGACCUACUUGAUCGACCUCCCUCUGUUUCUCCCCACAGUCACUGAAAAAGAAGUACAGCAGUGGUACAAAGGCUUCAUCAAGGAUUGUCCCAGUGGGCAGCUUGAUGCUGCAGGCUUCCAGAAGAUCUACAAGCAGUUCUUCCCCUUUGGGGACCCCUCCAAGUUUGCCACGUUUGUCUUCAACGUCUUCGACGAGAAUAAGGAUGGACGGAUCGAGUUCUCAGAGUUCAUCCAAGCUCUGUCCGUCACUUCGCGGGGAACCCUGGACGAGAAACUCCGAUGGGCCUUCAAGCUGUACGACCUGGACAAUGACGGAUACAUAACGCGGGAUGAGAUGCUAAACAUUGUGGACGCCAUUUACCAGAUGGUGGGGAACACGGUAGAGCUUCCCGAGGAGGAGAACACGCCAGAAAAGAGAGUGGACCGUAUCUUCGCCAUGAUGGACAAGAAUGCUGACGGUAUGCUGACGCUACAGGAAUUCCAGGAAGGCUCCAAGGGCGACGCCUCCAUCGUGCAGGCUCUGUCACUGUACGACGGCCUGGUCUAGAGGCACAGCUUCUUGUCAUCCUGGUCGCCACGCCGUCCCCCCUUCCCUCCC
Molecule: messenger RNA, 654 nt
Organism: Scleropages formosus (Asian bonytongue)
Lineage: Eukaryota; Metazoa; Chordata; Actinopteri; Osteoglossiformes; Osteoglossidae
Product: neuronal calcium sensor 1-like
Exons: 8
Coding region: 1-603 (200 amino acids)
Molecular function (GO): calcium ion binding; calcium sensitive guanylate cyclase activator activity
Source: RefSeq, a predicted model, not a curated record